UGAGCCUGCGCGUCUUCGUGUGGGCGUGCGCGCGCCCGAAUGCGUGAGUGUCUGGCGCCGGCUCCCAGAGUCUCCGAGACCAGCGACCGGCUUUGAAGAGCAGGAAUUGCGGACAGCAAAAGAGGCGCGAACAGGUGCGGGCGCGGCACGCGGACCGAACCCCCAUCCCACUCUAAAGACCGAGACUAAGCAUGCGACCUGGCCCAUCUUGAUUCACCUUACCAGAGAAUUCCCCCACUCCAUUGUCUUCUAGCCCCGCCCUCCAUUGGGCACGCCCUUCACCCUGCCCCACACCCCUUAUUGGCCUCGGGGCACGCCCUCCGGAUCUCUGGGUUCCCAUUGGCUCUUCUCCCACAUUAAGCUCUUUCCAGGAGUUCUUAUUGGUGUGGGCCACAGGCUCUCAUUUGUCACCAGACCCCACCUUCAGCAGUCAGGGUCUCCACCCUCACCUUGCAUUCAUUCAUUGACUAGUGAGUGCUUGGAAUGAGAGAGUAAAUCAGACCGUCCCUGACCUCGGGGAGUUCAGGGCACGGUGGGGGAACAUGGACCUAGCCUCCAACCGUGACAGCCUACGGCUGUCAAGAAGCCAUCAAGACCCUGGGAGCCUUUACGCAUCGGGAAGGCUUCCUAGAGAAAGUGAGGCCUAACCUGAGCCCUGAAAAAUGGUUAAGAGGUACUCCAGGGACACACUGGCCAAAGAAUUCUUGGCAGAAGAACCUGAGGCGUGAAAGAAAAAGAUGGAGGAAUAACAGCAUGUAUUUAUGCUGAUGGAAAGACUCCAGUGGAGUGGAAGACUGGUGUAGGAUCAAGGAGAAAUGCUGGAACUGAGUCCCUGAGCAGUUUAGAGGCCAAAGUCUUCGGUCAGUCUCUGGGGAGAGACUGGAUUGCACUGAGCCCUUGCACAGAGUCAGGGAAGUCAACAGUGUGGGAAGUUGGAACGACCAAGCUGGAUGUAACCCUCAGGACAGAAUGGUGCUGGAUUCAGGGGCUCAGGUGUAUGAGCGGGCACCCCCCAGCCCACCUGCCAGUCCCCCAUCUCAGUGCCAUAGGUUGAAGUCCUCAAACCGAAAUGGGCCACCCCUGUACCCCUGGCCUCAGUCCCUGGCUAUGCCGUUGGCUCUGGCAGUUCCCUCAACACUACAAUCCCAGCCUAUGUGGAAGACCUUCUCACAGCUACAACUGAGACAGCGUAGCCACAUGCGUCGUAGUGAGAGCACCUACAAUGUAAAUAGUACUGGCCAGCGGGGGCGAGGCAAAACUCCACGGGUAUGUGAUCCAAGUGGAGGGACCCUAAGGCCUGCAGCCUCCUUACCUCACAUUGCUAAGACUCGAAAGGAUUUAGGCAAUGGUGGCAGCAAGAGCCCCUGCAUGUUAGUGGCCCUGCGACCAACCAACAUGGACCAGGAACGGGAUAAGUUCUUCCAGUCCCAUUACACCUACAAUCCACAGUUCGAGUACCAGGAACCGAUGCCAAUGAGUGUGCUGGAGAAGUAUCAGGAGGCCUCUGGACAGUUCAUCCAACAGGCAGUUGGCAUCAUUGAGGCUGUCCUGGAGAAGUUUGGCACUUAUGAACACUUUGAGGCUGCCACAGGGGGCCAGCUGCUGACCAAGUGCCAAAUUUGGUCCAUUGUACGCAAAUACAUGCAGAAGGAAGGCUGUGUUGGGGAGGUUGUGGUCCAGCUGAGUGAGAACCUGCUGUCCCAGGCAGUGAUGAUGGUGGAGAACAGCCGACCCACAUUGGCCAUCAACUUGACUGGAGCCCGCCAGUAUUGGUUGGAGGGCAUGCUGCGGCAUGAGAUAGGCACUCACUACCUGCGUGGUGUGAACAAUUCACGACAGCCGUGGCACAGCACUGAAGGCAGAUUGCAGUAUGGGCUUCGGCCAGCCAACCCCACUGAGGAGGGCCUGGCCAGCCUGCAUAGUGUGCUGUUUCGAAAGCAACCAUUCCUGUGGCGUGCAGCCCUGCUGUACUACACCAUUCACCAGGCUGCGCACAUGUCCUUCCGCCAGCUCUUCCAGGAUCUGGCGCAGUAUGUGCAGGAUGAGGCUGUACGAUGGGAGUACUGUGUCCGGGCAAAGAGAGGACAGACAGAUACCUCCCGGCCAGGCUGCUUCAGCAAAGACCAGGUGUACCUGGAUGGUAUUGUGCGCAUCCUGCGGCACCGUCAGACCAUCGAUUUCCCACUGCUGACCUCACUAGGCAAGGUCUCCUAUGAAGAUGUGGACCAACUGAGGCCCCAUGGAAUACUAGAUAAUGCCCGGGUGCCCCACUUUAUGAAGGACUUGGGACGAUACAGGCAGCAGCUAGAAUACAUCAUGGCUACCAACCGGCUGGAUGAAGCAGAGCUGGGCCGCCUGCUGCCUGACUGAUGUUGGAUAUAGACAGAAGCUCUUGACAGAGGUCUCAGAUGAGAAUAUGAAGCUUUUUAUGGUUCCAUAGCCUAGGUGUUUCUUGGGGGGCACUGGGAGUCCAGGAGCAUCUUGGGAAGAUGAGAGGCAACGUCAAAAGGUUUUUGUCCUUGCUAGUUUUCCUAGGGUCUGUGAACUAGAAGCAGCAUGUUAUGUAAUCCUGAGCAGGGGAGACCUGGGGAUGGAGGGGGACUGAGUGUGAAUAGGAGUGUGGGUUGGUUUGGGAAUAGAAAUUUGUUCCUGCAUGAGAUGGCUUUGGGUGUCUGGUUUCCCCCACCUGGACCAUUGGUGCUCUUCAGCAUUUGGACUGUCUACCUCUCACUGGGUCUAGUGGGAGUUGGGAUCCCCUCUGAGGUGACGUGCCUGAGCAUAGGGUCCUGGCUUUCACUCAGGCUCAGAGACCCAGCUGGGCUGGAGUUUGCUUUUCAGCAUUUUAUCUCUCUCAUUGGUUUUAUAUUAUUCCAUAUUUGCCUCCAUGCAUUCAUUAUUCAUGCCUCCAGCUGGGACUGGGAGGCAGCACCUCCUAAAAGUUCAGUGGAGGGCAGGAUACUUUUGGAAAGGUACCAUUUGUUCCUAGCCCCCUCCCCCCCUUUUUUGUUUGUUUGUUUUUCAAGACAGGGUUUCUCUGUAGCUUUGGAGCCUGCCCUGGAACUCGCUCUGUAAACCAUGCUGGCCUCGAACUCACAGAAAUCUGCCUGCCUUCCCCCCCACCCCCAGUGCUGGGAUUAAUGGUGUGUACACCACCACCCGACCCUAGUUCCCCACUUAUCACACAUUGGACUUCAGGCCUUGUGAGUCCAGCACCUGGCCCCUCCCUCAGUCUCCACACUAGUCCUGGUUGUGCCUGUCUUUGACCAAACCCUCACAGCUGGUCUCUGGCAGUGGUUGGUGCAGGCUGGGAGCAACCACAAUCAAACCUGCAGGUCAGGCCUAUAGGAUUUGUUAUCUUAAGUUCUGAAUCUGUCUGGGUCCAGAAGUACAGAGCUAGUUAAUGCUUCCAUUUACAUAUCAGAUUCAGCCCUGAGAGACUGAGCCAGUAUUGUCCCUACCCUGGUCUUUUAUUUCUCAUCUGUGAAGCUUGGAAACACAGUUGGGAAGUUCUUAUUAAUUAACUUAAUAGGUAUGUACAGAGCUCCUUGUGUAUGUCUGUGAGUAGUUAGACCCUCACUGAGCUCCCAGUUCAAAGGAAAGCCAGAUAAUUAAACAGCAGUUACAAUGA
This is a messenger RNA of Cricetulus griseus (Chinese hamster), 3628 nucleotides long. The record is from RefSeq and is a predicted model, not a curated record. NCBI's taxonomy places the organism in Eukaryota, Metazoa, Chordata, Mammalia, Rodentia, Cricetidae.